AUGGUGGAUACGGAUAGGCUAGUUGGAUAUAGGGUCAGUAAAUUGCUUUUUUCUGAGAAGGGCGGAUGGAGGGAGGGGUUGAUUCGGGAGACAUUCGGGGAGCACUUGGCAGAGCGAAUUCUAACUCUUCGCAUUCCGUCUAGGGAGGAGCCAGACCGAUUGGCAUGGGUGCCGACAGAGCGAUCCAGGGUACAUGCCAGGGACCUCCGGACGCUGAUUAGUAGAAAGCCAGCUCGACAGAUGGAUGGAGGUUGGAUCUGGCGGAUGCGAAUCCACCUGCGGGUGGCCUUAUUCUUAUGGAAAGUGGCUUGGGGCUGCCUACCACCCCGGAGGAUGUUAGCAGGGAGAGGUGUUCAGACUACUCCAUUCUGCGAGGCUUGUUCGGACAUUGAGGAGACAGUGACCCACGUCAUCCUUAGCUGUCCUAAGGCAGCGCAGAUUUGGGAGAGGUUGUCUGUUCCUCUUCCACAUACAUGGGAGUCAGUGAAGGAUCUAUUGCAUCAUUUACUGGAGUCUAUGAGGAGACCUAGCACUGUCGAGAAGGGGAUUAGAAGGGCAUACCUGGCCUAUCAUAUAUGGUUGGACAGAAAUGCGCGUCUCUUUGAGGGCAGUAGGUCGAUUCCAAGGACGGUGGUGGACAGGGCUUUCGGCAUGCUGCGGAGAUCACCACGGCUACCGCGUCGAGAUUCUAUCAAAUGGCUAGGGACAUCUAGGAUACCCGUUUUGCUGUUACAGUGCCCAGAUUUGCCCUAUUUUUGGGUGCCCCCACCUCUUGGUCAUCUUAAAGUUAAUUUCAAUGGCUACAGGUCGAGGGAUGGAGUUUACGGAGGAGCAGGCUUUGUGAUCAGAGAUCACCAGGGCAGGCUGAUUGCGGCAGGAGGCUGA
Phoenix dactylifera (date palm) is the source of this 885-nucleotide messenger RNA. Lineage: Eukaryota; Viridiplantae; Streptophyta; Magnoliopsida; Arecales; Arecaceae. The record is from RefSeq and is a predicted model, not a curated record.